Lizanozyma spartinae is the source of this 1467-nucleotide messenger RNA. RefSeq lists its product as uncharacterized. The transcript has a single exon. Lineage: Eukaryota; Fungi; Ascomycota; Pichiomycetes; Serinales; Debaryomycetaceae. The coding region runs from base 1 to 1467 and encodes 488 amino acids. The record is from RefSeq and is a predicted model, not a curated record.
AUGAUUGAAUACUAUAAUAGUUGUGUUGUUGAUGGAAAGUCGGGGUUCAACCUCCGAACAGCUAAAGAUAAGCCGGACAUAAGAAACACCAAGUACAAAUCUCCCACAGAUCAUUUGAAUUGUCCGAUAUGUCAACAACCAUUUAUAGAACCUAUGACUACUAUUUGUGGACAUACGUUUUGUCGAGAAUGUAUAAUGGAAUGCUUCAAGAUGACGUCUCCGGGAACCAAUGAAAGUAGUAGUAGCAGCCGAGGGUCUUGUCCAUUAGAUCGUACUCCUAUAGAUUCAGACAAUAGUAACGAUCUAUUCCACACUCCCUUGGUAAUAGCCAAUAUGGUUGAUGAUCUACAGGUUCAUUGCUUGAACAUGGACCGAGGAUGUGUGUGGAUUGGAGCCAGAUGGGAGUUGGAACAUCAUGCUAUGGUUGAUUGUGGGUACACUGGAGUUGUAUGCAAUGGAGUACGACUAGAAAAUAGACACGAGGAACAGAAAGAACCACAUGAUGAAAAUGCUGGUAGAGAUGAUGCUAAAGAUGAUGAUGUAUCUGGAGAAGAUGAACAAAUAGAACAAGAACUGUCCGACUCUGAAAUACAAGAUGAGAUUCAAGUUAUGACUGAAGAAUUGAGUCAAAGUUCACUUGAAACCCCCCCGAGUAAAUGUUCAUUACUUGUUGAAAGAAGAUUUAUUCAAGACAACGAACAGUGUUGUCAUGAAUUAUUCCCUUGUCAAUACUGCGAAGAGCCAAUAUGCCAUGCUAUUGAAGAGACUCAUCUUGGGUCACAUUGUAGGUUGAACUACCAAACAUGUGAUAUCUGUGAAAACGAUACCAUUCUUCAAAUGAAUAUGGCUACUCAUAAAGCCAACUGUUGUCACAUUCGAAGUUUCAAGUGUCCUGCCAAUGCAAUAGGAUGUAAAUGGAUUGGGAACAACCAAACAUCACUUGAUAUUCACAUGGAAAGUGAUUGUCCUUUGAAUAUGUUUCUCCCCAUUUAUCAGAACCUUAGCAGCAAGAUUGAGACCUUGGAGAGUGAUAAUCAAUUUUUACAACGACAAAUAAAUCGUAUACUAAACCUGGUAAUUCAAGGUAAGGUUACUAACUUGGGAUAUAGUGAUCAUAUUGAAGAGAUAAAUAAGUUUGAAACAUCAUUUGAACAAAACAAAAUGGUGCAUUUGAAUUUUGAAGUUGAAAGAAUGAAAUUCGAAUUGGAAGAAAAAGUAUUGCCAUUAAUUGAUAAACUAAGAGGUAGUCAUGAAAGAGAAAACAUGUUGAACAAUAUAAUCAGUGACAAUUUUAUGAUGAAAGAAGAUCUUAAUGUGCAAAGAAUGUACAUCAAUAGUUUAAGGAAGCAAUUGCAAUUUUUAUUAUUUGCAAGAAAUCGAAUGCUGACUCAACAACCAAUGGAAUUUGACCCUUCAGAUCAUCUAGACUAUAGUUCAUCAGAAGAAAGAUUAAAUUUGAAGCUAUAA